This is a messenger RNA of Labrus mixtus (cuckoo wrasse), 4262 nucleotides long. It is a transcript of the gene panx2, whose product is annotated as pannexin 2. Gene Ontology annotation, molecular function: channel activity. Bases 550 to 2532 code for a protein of 660 amino acids. Lineage: Eukaryota; Metazoa; Chordata; Actinopteri; Labriformes; Labridae. The transcript is spliced from 6 exons. The record is from RefSeq and is a predicted model, not a curated record. Gene Ontology annotation, biological process: positive regulation of interleukin-1 production; monoatomic cation transport.
GCAGAGGGGGGGGGGGGAAGGCGGAACAAACCGGUGUGCUCCUCGGAUACAUGCUGUAGCUGCUCGCCCGCACUGCAGAUUAACCCUUACCGCUCCGGCAGAGGCAGCCAGACAUGGAAAAGGUGAGUCAGAGCUUUGUCUGACUGAAGAGUCUUCAGCCAGCGAUCGGUCUCCUCAGGGAUCACAGGGACGACUCCUAACCUGAGCUCAUCCCUCAUCCCACCUCAGAGUGUGUGUGGACUGGAGCCAGGCACUGUGGAGAUGGGGCGCAACACAGAGGAGAGCGAGCCAGGAGUGUGUGUCUGAACAUUAUGUCCGUUCUGCAGGAGCAAAGCUGUGAGAAACCGUAGAAACCUCAAAGCUCUGAAGAAGUCAGACCGCACAGUAUGACCGCUUUCUUAACCACGUGUGGUGACAGAGGCUGAAGCCUGCCAAACCUUUCUGUGUGUGUGUUUGAACACAGCAGCAGCAGCAGCAGCAGCAGUAGGGAGGGUCAGCUCUCCCCUACGACCCUGAGGGAGGUUGUAGCGUUCGCUCUUUGUGUUCCGGAUGCAGAACAUCCUCGAUCAAAACUUAGACAUGGCCACAGCUCUGCUCGCUGGCGAGAAGCUGAAGGAGCUGAUCCUGCCCGGCUCCUCCCAGGACGAGAGGGGCGGCGCUCUGGCGGGCCUCAUGGUGCAGCUCAAACUGGAGCUGCCCUUCGAUCGUGUCGUCACAAUCGGGACGGUCAUCAUCCCCAUCCUGCUCGUCACCCUCGUCUUCACCAGGAACUUUGCAGAGGAGUCCAUUUACUGUUACACACCACACAACUUCACCAGAGACCAAGCGCUGUAUGCACGGGGCUACUGCUGGACAGAGCUGCGGGACGCCGUACCUGGAGUGGAGUCUCACCUUUGGCCUUCACUGUUUGAACACAAGUUCCUGCCGUACGCCCUGCUGGCCUUCGCUGGGAUCAUGUACAUUCCUGCUCUGGGCUGGGAGUUCCUCGCCUCCACACGGCUCACUUCAGAGCUCAAUUUCCUGCUUCAAGAGAUUGAUAACUGCUAUCAUCGAGCCGCUGAGGGCCGAGCCCCAAAGAUCGAGAAGCAGAUCCAAUCCAAAGGACCUGGCAUAACUGAGCGAGAGCGGAGGGAGAUCAUCGAGAACGCAGAGAAGGAGAAGAGCCCCGAGCAGAACCUGUUUGAGAAAUAUUUGGAGAGACGAGGACAAAGUAACUUUCUGGCUAAGAUUUACCUCGCACGCCACCUGGCCAUUAUCUGCCUCAGCUCCAUCCCCAUUUCCUACCUGAGCGCCUACUACGCCCGCCAGAGGCAGAAUGAGUUCACCUGUGCUCUAGGUGAGCCUCCGGACAUUAGCAGCUAUGUAGAGCUAAAGUUAAAGGUGAACUGUAAGCUGUCUGCUGUGCAGCUGCAGCGCAUCAUGGCAGCAGUAGACCUCGCUCUGCUCUGCACCAUGAACCUCAUCAUCCUCCUAAAUUUGCUGCACCUGUUUGUGGUGCGGAAGUCCAACUUUGUGUUCGACAAGCUGCAUAAAGUGGGUAUAAAAACUCGGCGACGCUGGCAGAAGUCUCAGUUCUGUGACAUCAACAUCCUGGCCAUGUUCUGCAACGAAAACAGAGACCACAUCAAGUCGCUCAACCGGCUGGACUUCAUCACCAACGAGAGCGACCUCAUGUACGACAACGUGGUCAGGCAGCUGCUGGCAGCGCUCGCUCAGUCCAACCACGACGCUACACCCACUGUGAGGGAUUCUGGGAUACAGACACUCGAUCCCAAUAUGGACCCCAGUGACCUCGGAGUGGGAGAGAUGGCAGGGGAGCCGCUGGUCAUCAAACGGCCUCGUAAAAAGAUGAAAUGGAUCCCGAGCUCCAACCCUCUCCCUCAGCCGUUCAAGGAACCUCUCACUAUGACCCGUCUGGAAAGUAACACCAAGCCUGAAAAACCCAAACAGCUCAGACGGAAGACGGGGACGGACAACUUCAUCGCUCCUCUUCUGGACAGCAAAAGCACACAACAUCCUGCGACAAAAGACAUCAGUGGGAUGGAGAAGAAACACACUCGCAACUUCUCUCUGGACGUCCACCCGUACAUGCUGACCAUCCGGAAGCCCAAAGUGGAGGUUACAGCCACAGAACCUCUGCCUGUAGAGCACAACCUGGAUGCGGUGUACCUUGAAGGCACCCACACCAUUGUUCAUGUUUCAGGUGCAAUCACAGAAACUAAAGUAUGUUCUCCGGAAUCGACCAACGCUGCCUUUUCUAGGAUGACCCUGCCCACCACGACUUACGUGAACGGCGUGAGCCCGAACCCUCCCUCCAGUGAAGACGCCCUCAGCCCCAAGUCCUCCCCUCCUGAGCCUCUCCUCCAGACGGUGGAAAACCCUGAGUCUCAGCCUCCACCCCUGACCAUAGCCCCCACCCACCAGCUGCUGAGCAUACACCACACGCUGUUCGAGGAAGACGAGGGCGAAGAAACCCGACGAGACAGGCUGGCAGAGAGACCCGGGGAGCUCAUCGCUGCCGGGGAGUGUUGAAGGAGAGGAGCGCUGACGGAGAUUCCUUUAGCACCGACACGUCGCACAUGUCACCACCUCCUUUGACCCCCUCUGCUCUUUGAAUAACCUUCUGUGAUAGGUGGUGGAGUCGCACUGAUGAGCGGAAGAUGGACAGUGAAAAAAAAAAACUUGGGUUGAUGUAAAAAGCAAAAUGACUUUUUUUUUUUUUUUUUUUUAGAUAGAUCAAUUAUUAGGAGAGGGUAAGGCAGAAAUGUUUAUGUACUUAAAAAUGAAAGUAUGACUGCAGGAAGUGAUGUCAGGUACAUGUCUCAGGAUGUCUGUGUACGGCUAAACACCCUCCAAUGAAACCAGCAGUGAUACAUUUCAACAGGGUGCUACAGGUACAUCUCAAAGGUCUAACGAGAGAAAGAGCAGCACUGAGAGCUGAGUGAGCUCUUCAAAGAACGGCACACACCUUAUCGAUGCACAGAGGACUGCAUCGCUUCUUCACCGCCAUGUAUUUUAAACACAUAUGAUAACGCUUAGUCCCUUUACCCCACUAGCUGAGUAGAAAGGUAGCUCACGCAAUACAGUUGUUUAGGUCUGCACAAGUAAUAUGCAAAUGAUCACAACAUGUUUGUGGCAAUAAUGUAUGCGCUUAAGGCAUCAUCUUCCACAGAAGGCUAAACAUUUAUAGACACUGUAUAUGAGUCAGUGUUUGUGGGGCGUUGGAAAUAUAACACGCGUCUCUCAUGGCUUCAUAAUGGCCAUUUCACAAUGUGUAUCAGAACCUGACUCCUUUAUAUUUGCACGUCAUUAAAAAGUAGGCAAAUUGGAAUUUUAUAUAAAAGAAAAACAGCAAACAGACUCUUCGCUGAAACUUUGGCAGCGUGAGGCGAUGUGUGACGACACGCUUGCUCAGAGAAACUGCCAGAUUUGUUUAACAGGCACCAGACUCCUACGACAUGUUGUGAAGGGCAGUGAUGAGGGUGUUCACCCCUUGAAAGACUUUAACAAAACAGAUGACUCGAGCUGGACUCACCGAGAAAGGAUGUGACGUUAUAGAGUUCUGCUGGCUUCUUCUCUGUGAGCUGAAGUGAAUGAGUCAGUUUGAUAUCUUUCCAAACGGAGGAAAAGGUUCACAACAGAAAUGUAGGUUUUGUUUGUCAUCGUCUGUCCCCCACAACAAGAGACAUUUCUGUCCUUAUUCUGCACUUCCUGUGUGCUAACAUCAGCCCUGAAGGAAUCAGAAGGUAGUUAGUAUUUAAAGUAAAAACAAGCAUAAAGGUAUGUUAGUGAUUGCACAAGGGGAUGGCAACAAAUCAUAAGCUUACUUUUCUUAGCACAUGACUACAGAAACAUCAAUAAAGAAACACUCUAAUGUGACAUCUACUGUCGAGAAUCACUUCUCUUUGGGCAUUCAGUAAACACAGACUCUAAGACUUGUCAUGGGAAGCAGCAAUUUACCCACUAAAGCUUCCCGUUAUCCUAAAUUAAAGGAAAUGAUUUAUCUUGUUGUCAGGAAGCAGGGUGGGUCUGUAGUCCCAUAUUAGAUUACUCAAGCACACUAAAUGCAUCCAAAAGCACUUUAAGACUCGUAGCACGAGUGACUGGUUGUUAACACAGCUCUGCUUAUUACAAUGUUUUAUUUACCCAGAAGUCUAAAUGUUAGUAUAACACUGGAGAAAAGGGUCUAGAUGACUUUGGUUGUACUAUGUGAAAUGUUACUACGAGGAAAAAAAAAUAAAAACACUUACUUUACAAACAAA